GUGCGUGUGACGUCAGCGCGGCACCUGCGCCAGUACGCCUGCGCGGAAAAACCAGGAAGAGCGAUGCUUCAGUUUUGUUUUGGAGGAAAGACGCAAAACAGGUUUGACCGCGUUGAGUGGCAGUCGUAGCCGCGAUGGGCUGCCGUCCCUGCAGCAGGCUGUGCUCCCGCUCGUCGGCCUACACUCUGGCCCUCGGCCUGGGCUUUGUGACUCUGGGGACCAGUCGCAUCGUGCUCCUCAAAUUCUCCGCCAAUGCUGAGAACAAGUAUGACUUCCUCCCUGCAUCCGUCAAUCUGCUCGCUGAGGCGCUCAAACUGCUCUUCUGCCUCGCCAUGUCCGUCAGGGUGAUCGUCCGAGAGGGACGAUCGUGCAGAGAGUUGGGCUGUUCCUCCAGCUCCUCUUUCCUCCACUCGCUGAAGUGGGCUGUUCCCGCUUUCCUCUACUUCCUCGACAACCUCAUCAUCUUCUAUGUGAUGACGUACCUGCAGCCGGCCAUGGCAGCGCUGUUUUCCAACUUUGUUAUUCUGACAACAGCUGUUCUCUUCAGGAUAGUGCUGAAGAGGCGCCUGUCCUGGGUUCAAUGGGCAGCACUAUUCAUCCUCUUCCUGUCCAUUGUUUCCUUGACGACGGGAUCAGGGGGCAGCCAAAACUCUGUGCCUGUGCCCGGCCUCCACUCGAACCCCCUCUCCACCCCGUCGAACUCCUGCCUCCUCUACACGCAGCUGCUGGAGCAGAUGAGGAACAGCAGUGCCAGUGAGUCGUGGGUGUCGUCCCUGCCCGGGCAGGCCUGGAGGGACCGCGUGGUGGAGAAGCUUCGGUCUCUCGGCGUGGGUCACAUCCUGCUCCUCCUCCAGUGCUUCAUCUCGGCCAUGGCCAACAUCUACAACGAGAAGAUCCUCAAAGAAGGAGACCAGCUCACCGAGAGCAUCUUCAUCCAGAACAGCAAACUGUAUGCGUUUGGCGUGGUGUUUAACGCUCUGACCCUCGGGCUGGGCAGCGAGGCUCGAGGUCUCACGGUGCACUGCGGCCUCCUCCACGGACAUAACGUCUACUCGCUCUGCCUGGUGCUCGUCACUGCUGCGCUCGGUUUAUCUGUGGCCUUCAUCUUGAAAUUCAGAGACAACAUGUUCCACGUGCUGACGGGCCAGAUCACCACCGUCCUGGUCACCGCCCUCUCCCUCUUCCUCUUCGACUUCCGCCCGUCGCUGGACUUCUUCCUCCAGGCUCCCACGGUCCUGCUGGCCAUUUUCAUCUACAACGCCAGCCGGCCCAAAGACCCGGAGUACAGCCUGCAGCAGGAGAAGCUGCGGGUCAUCAACGGAGAGGUGUUCGAGCGGUCCAGAGGGGACGGCGAGGAGCUGGAGCUCCUAACGAAGCCCAACACGGACAGCGAAUCUGAGGAGGAGUCCUUGUAGGACGGACUCUGAGAGACGAGCGUCUCCUGUCACGGACUCUGUCACGCGACUGACUGUCAGCGGGUGAACCGUGAGUGACAGCCCUGAUGGAUUGUGGGACGGACUCUGUCGGACUCUUGUGGUAAUAACUAAGACUUUUGUGUAGAUAUUGAAAUGUGCCUGUCUGCGAGCGAGCGCUGUCGCAGUGGACGAGGCAUCGGUGUGUCCGCCGCUGGGAAACGAUUGUCACUUUAUUUUCCAUUUGGGAUAUUUUUUUUUGGUUUUGGAUUUAUUUGAUUCCUGAUGUUUGUGCAGCUGUUUGAUUGAUGAGUUUAACCCUCGUGUUGUCCUUUGGGUCAGAAUGACCCCAAAUUAAAUCUUUUAAGUUUUUUAUACUUACGUAAACGAGGUCAAUUGGCCCUAAAUUCUAAAACGAAGGGAAAAAUGUGGUUUUGGGUCGGACUGAAAUAAGACUAAAGAUGUUACACAGAAUUGAUUCAAUCAAGCCAGGCGAGGUCAUUUUGACCCCAGAGGACAAACGGUGAAUGGCAAUCGGGAGGAAUUUACGAGUGACCAGCAGCUUCAGGGUUAAAUGAUUUUCAGGCUUUAUACUGUUUAAAGUGACAAUAUUUAAAGAAUGUGGAAAUCUAUCGCUUCACGAAAUCACCAUCAAACGGCUCGUGUUUGCAUUACAGCGCACAGAGCCUUUUAUUCUCCUGCUCGUGUAUUUUCUUCAGCCGGAUCCAGAGCCGUGAGCAUUUACAGAACUGCCUACUUAAUAUUCCCGAAUUUCUGACAGCACAAAAAAUGGCUCCUGGUUCUCUUACUUGGCCUUGAAUUUUUUUCUUUUUUUUUGCGAAAGAUUGAUGUAGUGAAACUGUGAUAUAAUUCAUUUUUUUGUGCCAUAAACUUUGAACACGUAUGCUAGUUGUUCUGAAAUAAACUGCAAGUGAAGUGCUUUAA
This is a messenger RNA of Plectropomus leopardus (leopard coralgrouper), 2357 nucleotides long. RefSeq names its product solute carrier family 35 member A5 (gene slc35a5). Gene Ontology annotation, cellular component: Golgi membrane. The record is from RefSeq and is a predicted model, not a curated record. Gene Ontology annotation, molecular function: pyrimidine nucleotide-sugar transmembrane transporter activity. Gene Ontology annotation, biological process: pyrimidine nucleotide-sugar transmembrane transport. NCBI's taxonomy places the organism in Eukaryota, Metazoa, Chordata, Actinopteri, Perciformes, Serranidae.